GAAACACAUCCCUCUCUCCAUCACAAACUCACAAAGCGGUAUCAUCGGCACGUGUUUUAAAAGUAUAAUUUAAUAUAGUUUUUACUUUACAAAAUAAUUUUACGAAACAAUUAAAAUAUAUUCUUGAAUAAAAAUUUAACUUUGUAAAUCAUUGAAGGUUAAUUCUUUCUUAUAUUACAAACUAAUAGAAAAUUUCCAUUGUUAAAAGUAUAUAUCAACAUUGCUCAACAUUACUUAUGACAAUGAACUCCUACAAUGUAUAUAAGUAGAUAAUAUCCAAAUAUUAAAAACGAUAAGCAUUUAUUUAUAUUAUUUGGAAUACGUGAAUAGUAAAAGAAAUACUAACAUCGCAGAGGAUAUAAAUUCGAAAUCAAAAACUCACUUCUUUGUAUUAGAAUGCAACAGUUGUGAAUCGGAAAAUAAACGUAGUAAAGAAAUUUUUUCUUUUUGCUAAUUUUCCAUUUGGAGGGAUGCAAAAUUGAAAUUUUGUCACAUUAACAGAAAUAAUCAUAAUGAAUACAACAAAUUUUACGAGUCCACUGGAAUUUGCCCAAAUAAUUCCAAUCUACACGUACGUCAACAUUAUCAGUAGUUUUCUGUUCGUCGAAAGUGAAUUGACCGAAAAUGAUCUCUACAAACAUAUUCCAACAGUUAAUGCACUUUAUAAAUAUUUCAAAACACAUAAACAUAAUAAAGGAAAAAAAUUAGAUCUGGUGAGAGGAAUACUAACAAAUACGGAUCUUUACGGUUCGCACGCAUACGAAGAUCUCGACGAAACGUUCAUCAACACAAUGCUCGAGUACUUUGUCAAAUCAGUUGUUUUUCAAAAAUACCACAAUAUUUUCGGUUUCCUAGCAAACGUAACACUUGGAAUGCAAAAAAUCACCUACACUUCUGUAAUCCAAGAAGCAACAACUAAACUGAGGGAAAUGGACUUUGAAAAUGAGUACGGACCCAAUUCGAAACUUUCACCUUUAGCAGUUAAAAAAAUAAUAAUAAAAAUGAUAGUACCUUUGUUUCCGGUACAAGAGAAAGAUUUGGAAAUUUUUUCAAUUGAUUACAUUUACGCACAGGCUGGCCUAGCAUUCUUUAGAUCGAAUGGCAAAAAUGUUAUGUUCUACUUGAAGGGUAAUAGUUCCGAAAUGUAUUUAUGGAAGCAUGAGAUGUAUCAGAAAAUACUGUUCGAGGAGUGCGUGGAAAUGGGACAUUUGGUUGAGCAAUUGACACUGGCCAACAAAAUUAACGCAUCGGCGAUAACAGUUUUCGCACUUCCGGCAUUUUUGUACUAUGUUCAUAACCAGAAGGACAAUAUGACAGAAACAAUUGGUAUGAUAAUGAAUACCCGGAGACAUUGGUCAAGAGCUUUUCACCUACUCUUCAAUUAUUUGGAGUCCGAGUUGAAUAAGGUGAAGCAAUCACUGAUACCAACCGAAGAAAGUGAAUUUUAUCAAGCAGUCUCGAAUUUUAAGAAUCGUUCCACAAUCGCAAGGGAGAAUAUCCUAAAGUACUGUUUACAAACCGAGGAACUUGACCAAAUGAUCGAGAAUUACAAGAAUGAUAACAAUGACUACUACUGCAAUAAUUUUACAAAUAUCAUAAAAUUACCCGAUCUGAGGGAACUUUUCAUGCGACAGCUCAAGAAUUUAAAACAAAAGUGCUAUCGAUUUGAAAUGAAAAAAUUAAAAGAGGCUUUCGGUGGUGAUUUCAUAAGGAAAAUGAAUCAAGCAGAUGUGGAGAUAUACAAUGGUAUCUAUAUUGCCUUUCAUGAGUCUGCUUUUCCGAAGCCACCCAUGCAGUCUUUGGCUUAUCCAAACAUUGCCUUCAAAUGCCACUUUCCGAAGAAUGCCACAACCGAAUAUUACGCCCUCAUACAGGAAGACAACAAUCUUCGUCUAGUUAAGGAAUCCGAUAAUCCGAUGGAAUUUCGUCAAAAACUAAAUUUAACAUUUCAGGUUUUUCGGAAAAGUGAUUUCUUCUAUAGGUACAAAACUGUUGAUGAAAAAUUCGAACUAUUCCUCUCACGUCUUGCUUCGGAACAGACAUCAAGAAUUGGUAGAUAUUUAGAGAGGACAGGCUAUGAAGAAACACGAAUCGAAUGGUGGAGGAACUUUGGAUUAUCCCUGGUGCCAUUCUAUAAUUGUAUUAACAGUAUUUUUGACAAUUGGAUACCAUUUUCGUACACCUCGUGUAUUAUUGAUGCUUUUAUGAUGAUCCCGAUGAUAUCGACAUAUCUGCGAACGUCAAGUGUAGUAGCAAGGAUAAUUGCAAUACCACUAUCGUCAGUACGAUCUUUAUUAUUCAAAUUUACCAUACAAGCAGUUUUGCAAAAUUUCCGUUCAUUCGCCACAUUGGGUCUACAACAGUUUGUGAGCAUAUUCAACCAGAAUUUUUACAAACAACUAGGAGCGAGUGUAAUUCGUCUUGUCGAUCCCGGCGUUGAAAUGGUGUACAAGAUCGGAACCAAUGGAUUUAAGUCAAUGAAAACGGUCAUUGAACAUCUAAAAGAGAAAUUUGUAUUCUCCACCUCUUCGAUAGAGGUUACUUUAGCGAACGCAAUGGGGAAAUUAAAUAGAAUGUUUCUCAAAGUAGGGCAAAGGUACGGUCGAAACGUUUACGUUAAUUCCUUCGACGGGACGUCUGGUUACGGUUUUCGUUAUCUCAACUUCGGGAGAGAAACUGCCGAACUACGGGGUGCGACACAAGGGGAAAAUUCACCAUACCUCCUGGAUCAUAUAACCCCUGACAAUGUGCGAAUCUACCGAAAAGUUGACACCCUCGAUUGGAAAGUGGAAGAAACGGAUGUUAUUUUCAAAGAAAAGGAAACAAAGCUAUCGAAUGAGAUUACAAUCGAAAUGACCAUCAGCCAUGACGAUGAUCUAAUUUUAUGCGAAGGUGGUAACUUCCUCUGCAUUGGACAAGUUAGAAGCACAACUCCAGACGUCGAAAUUGAUCGUCUUAGAACUUUAGGAAUGGACGAACCGGAAUUAUUCUAUCAACUUCAGAAUGCAGAAAACUUUAAAUCCUUUCAAAUAAAGAAUUCCGAACAGGCAAGAAAGAAAAUUGAAAAACUCUACUCAACCGUCAGUGAUCCAAGAGCAAUCAUAUCAUCAUUUGCCGAGGAGAUAUUCCCCAUUUACAAAUCAUCACAAUUCUCCGCUGAUCUUCAAUUUGAAGACUUUCUCGCUAUUCGCUAUUACGGUCUCGAUGGUUACAAGGAAAUUCGCGGUGAAUCCGAUCUGGCGAAACGAAUGAAAAACGCCAUCUACAGAUUGGCAAUUCGUCAAUCGCAAGAUUCCAUUGAAAAUUAUUCCACACUGUUGUAUCGCGGUGAAAAUUGCUUCCUCCAGGAGGUGGAAAAAAUUUUCUACCCCGGAAGACGUGAUUUUCAGUUUACACAUUUCACUUCGACUUCGACAGAUCCAAUGAUUGCGAAAUCAUUCACUUGCUCGUUUCCAUGUGAAACGAGAGUUAUGUACGAGCUGAAUUUCGAAAGGCCUUACAUGAGAGCAAAUGUCGAGAAAUAUAUGAUCGAAAUGGAAAGGGAGACUAUUCUUCUACCUGGUACGAAAUUCAAAAUUAAUGACAUGACCUGGGAAGAGAAGAAUGGAAGAAAGACAUGUUUAACCGUAAAACUAUCCUACGAUUACGAGGCGAUGAAUUUAAUAAAUUGGCAGAAAAAUAUAAUGAGUGAAAUUAAACAACUAAAGGAGUCGUCAACAGUUUUUUAUGUGAAUGAUUUAAAAAAAUAGAAAUUAAGCCUCACGAUUACUUAAUUAUUAGACAACGAUCAAUUUUUCGGACCCAAAAGUCAUUCUAGAAAAAUACCUCUUAAAACAAAAAUUAAAGAACACAAAAAAGAUGUCUAUAAAACAUCAGUUAAUCGCGUUAACAAAACACUUAUUGGUUCAAUAAUCACAAAUUUAAUUUAGACAACCUGCGUAUUUUAGAAUAAACUGAUAUUUACUGCUGUGGAAAUCUGCCCAAGUUAGCCUAUAGUUAAAAAGUAAGGUCCAGCUGGGCCCCACUUGGGCUUCCCAUUUUUUUUUUUAAUAUUAACAUUAUAAUAAAAAAAAGCCGUAAAAUUAAAUAUAACUAUUGAUAAUAAAACCAGUUUUCAAUUUAGCCUUUUAUCCAACAUUUUCUAUUUUCAUUUGUAUUCAAUUUUACCAAUUUCCAAUUUUGUCAAUAUAAUUUUUUUUUAAUUCUUACCUUUUAUCCAAUAUAACCAAUUUC
Leptopilina heterotoma is the source of this 4233-nucleotide messenger RNA. RefSeq lists its product as uncharacterized. The record is from RefSeq and is a predicted model, not a curated record. The coding region runs from base 513 to 3749 and encodes 1078 amino acids. The transcript has 2 exons. NCBI's taxonomy places the organism in Eukaryota, Metazoa, Arthropoda, Insecta, Hymenoptera, Figitidae.